Molecule: messenger RNA, 2035 nt
Organism: Sinocyclocheilus anshuiensis
Lineage: Eukaryota; Metazoa; Chordata; Actinopteri; Cypriniformes; Cyprinidae
Product: zinc finger and BTB domain-containing protein 7B-like
Exons: 3
Coding region: 512-1972 (486 amino acids)
Biological process (GO): positive regulation of gene expression; regulation of transcription by RNA polymerase II
Molecular function (GO): DNA-binding transcription factor activity, RNA polymerase II-specific; protein binding; RNA polymerase II cis-regulatory region sequence-specific DNA binding
Source: RefSeq, a predicted model, not a curated record
AGCCUAAAGUUUGUCUUGCCUGUGUUUGUGUUCGAGGCCCCAGAGUCGCCAGCGAUGGGCCUGUAAAAAUAAUCAUAUUCAACGCUUCAGAUGCAUUUAAUAUUUUACCGUAAUAUAUUGUGUGGGUUUUAAUCAUUACAACACGCUUGAGUCUUUAACUGUUUUAUCACGCAGACAUUUUUGUGACUGUUAAUCAGUUUAGUAACGCCGCUUCUGUUUGGGGUCUGUUUGAAAAACGCAUACAAAAAGACAAUAAAACCAAUCAAAAUGAACAACUACAGCCAGACGGUGAUAUAACUUUUGAAGUGUUCAGUAACAUGUAGUUUAUAAUCAGUGUGACUCUUGAAUGUGUGUGUGUUGUGAUCUGAUAAAAAUAGUGCCAUUACUGUUACAUGUGCUCUUAUUCUCCGCCCGUCUCUCUCUCUGUCUCUCUCUCUCUAUGUUCCAGCAGAUGGAAAGUCUUUUCUGAGCAGAUUCUGAUGUAAAUCUCAAGUGGAAAAUAGAAGUGGCGAUGUCUCCAGGAGAGGACGGUCUAAUCGGGAUCCCCUUCCCGGAGCACAGCAACGAGCUGCUGUCUCGUCUCAAUGCCCAGCGGCGGACCGGGCUGCUCUGCGACCUCACGCUGACGUCACAUGGCGCACGCUACCCCACGCACCGCUCCGUCAUGGCCGCGGUCAGCCUGUACUUCCGGCGUCUGUUCGGGGCGGAGGAGGGCGAGGAUGGAGACGAGGGCGUGGGCGACAGCUGCAGUGUCUGUCAGCUGGACUGUGUGUCUCCUGACGCUCUGGCCGCGCUGCUGGAGUUCGCCUACACCGCCACGCUGACCAUCCGCAGCUCGGGCAUGCGUGAGGUCCUGAAGGGCGCGCAGCUGCUGGGGAUCCAGUGCGUGGCUGACGCCUGCCGAGACAUUUUGGGCGAGACGGGCGACAAUCCAACAAACCAGCAGCUGCCAUCCCGCCGCAAGCAGGACCGAUGCUACGUGACCCGAGCCGUGUCUCCCGUGAGGCCGGUGUGGCGGAGUCCUGAAGACACGCCCGAGUGCGGGCUGCUUCCGGCGCAAGGGCGAGAAGGACACCCGCCGCCUGCCGAGGUACAAGACGGAGACACACGCGCUUCCCACCUGGGGCGCCUCAUGAACGGAAGCUCACACUGGUCACAGGAGUUCACCCCGAUCCCACACAGACCCGAAGACACGCCCUCAGAGGAGGAGGAGUCCGGAGCGCAGGGGCGGGCCACACCCCACCACAGCCAAUCACAGGGGGGCGGAGCAUCGGCCGGAAGCGGCAGGAAGAGGAAGUCUCAGACGCCUCAGCAGUGUCCCGUAUGUCAGAAGAUCAUCCACGGGGCGGGAAAGCUGCCGCGGCACAUGAGAACACACACGGGAGAGAAACCGUUCCAGUGCUCGGCCUGCGGCGUCCGCUUCACACGGAACGACAAGCUGAAGAUCCACAUGCGGAAGCACACGGGCGAGCGGCCGUAUCCGUGUCCCAGCUGCCCCGCGCGGUUCCUGCACUCCUACGACCUGAAGAACCAUCUCUCGCUGCACAGCGGGGACCGGCCCUUCGAGUGUCCGCUGUGCCACAAGGCUUUCGCCCGCGAGGACCAUCUGCAGCGCCACAGGAAGGGCCACAGCUGCCUGGAGCUCCGCACGCGCCGCCCGCGCCGCGGGACUGAUCCCAGGGGAUCCCCGCCGUCUGAAUCCUUCGGCCAGCAGCAUCUGGAUCACAUGAGCGUCGCGGCGGCUGCACAGCUCCUCGAGGGCCACGGCGGCCCCAUGCAAGGUGUCCCGCUGCUGACGGGGGCCCGCAUGCCCUACCCCGAGCUGCUGUGGCGGGCCGUCGUGGGGCCGGUGGGAAAAGCCCUGGAUAAAGCCGAAGGAGGUUCAUCUCCACACGGGAGCGCAUCGGUCACGCAUAGAACAUGGGAGGAGGAAGAUGAGGAGCAGGAAGCUGCUGGGGAGGAGGAAGAGUGACCACGUGUGUGUGAGAGUGUGUGUGUGUGUGUGAGUGUGUGUGUGCGUGUGUGUGUGUGAGAG